This is a messenger RNA of Equus caballus (horse), 2660 nucleotides long. Its product is annotated as zinc finger protein 345. Gene Ontology annotation, molecular function: RNA polymerase II cis-regulatory region sequence-specific DNA binding; DNA-binding transcription factor activity. The record is from RefSeq and is a predicted model, not a curated record. Gene Ontology annotation, biological process: regulation of transcription by RNA polymerase II. NCBI's taxonomy places the organism in Eukaryota, Metazoa, Chordata, Mammalia, Perissodactyla, Equidae.
GUGUCCUCCUGCGGUCCUCGCGGGUCGGACGAUCUCCGCGCGCAGGAAUUGGGCGCCUGCUGUUUGCCGGGAGUGCGGCCGAUCGCGGGACCGCUGCGAUCUCCCCGAGGAGGUACCUUUCCUCAUUCGCAGCUCUGCGGACUCAGGCCUGGGCCAUUCUCCUGGAGGUGCAUGCCUGGACCCAGCAAUGGCCACCAGGACCCUGACGGCUGAGGACCAGGCAAGCUCUGCAGCUACUCAGGAGAUGCUUCCGAAAAAGAGCGUUUCUGAAGAGGCAGCCUCCCCAGGGGGGAAGAUGGAGGGCAUUUUAAGGGCUGUGCUUGGAGAUGCCAAGUUGGGGGAAUCCCGGACGUGUGGCCGUCGACGGGAGGACCAGGGAAAACAGGAGAGGCCUCUGAGGGGUGCCUUUGCUGCCCCCAAGGAAAACAUCUGCGGGGAGAGAGGCCUCGGCCGGAACGAACUUGGGAGAAGCUUCCGGCGGACCUCAGCCUUCAUCAGGAAGCAGAGAGCGCCUGGGGGAGAGAGGCCGCAGAAUUGGAACGGGCCACGGAAGAGCCUGAAACGCCAAAGGACCUUCGUAGGAAAGAAGCCAUUUAACUGCACGGAAUGUGGGAAGGCCUUCAGUUACCACUCAGACUAUAUCCUACACCAGAGGACUCACACUGGGGAGAAACCCUACAAGUGCGACGACGGCGGGAAGGCGUUCAGCAAGAGCUCGUACUUCAUCCAGCACCACAUCAUCCACACGGGGGAGAAGCCCUACGCGUGCAGGGAGUGCGGCAAGACCUUUACUCAGAGCUCGUCACUCACCGAGCAUCAGAGGAUCCACAUGGGAAAGAAACCGUACCGAUGCAAGGAAUGCGGGAAGGCCUUCACCCAGAGCUCCUCCCUCAUCAAACACCAGCGAUGCCACAUGGGGGAGAAGCCCUACAGGUGCCACCAGUGUGGGAAGUUCUACUCGCAGGUGUCCCACCUCACCCGCCACCGGAAAAUCCACACGGGUGAGAAACCCUAUUGAUGUGGCGAGUGUGGGAAAGCUUUCUGCCACACUUCCUCCCUCACUCGGCACCAGACCACCCACACCGGGGAGAAACCCUACAAAUGUAACAAGUGUGGGAAGACCUUCAGCCAGAGCUCAGCCCUCACGCAGCAUCAGAGGAUUCACACGGGUGAGAAGCUCUAUGUAUGUAACACAUGUGGGAAGGCUUACACGCAGAUUUCCCACCUCAUGAGGCACCAGAGCAUUCACAUGGGUGAAAAGCCCUAUGUAUGUAAUGAGUGCAGAAAGGCCUUCGGUCAUACGUCAUCAUUUAUGCAACACCAGACGAUUCACACCAGCGAGAAGCCCUACAAAUGCAAUGAGUGUGGGAAAACCUUCAGCCAGAACUCGUCGCUUAUGCGCCACCAGAGGAUUCACACCGGCAAGAAGCCCUAUAAGUGUCAAGUUUGCGGGAAGGCCUACAUCCAGAUUUCCCACCUCAUUCGACACCAGAGGAUUCACACUGGAGAGAAGCCGUACAGAUGCAGCGAGUGUGGGAAAGCCUUCAGCCGGAGCACCCACCUCAUCGAGCACCAGAAAGUCCACACAGGCGAGAAACCCUAUAAGUGUAAAGAGUGUGGGAAGACGGUCCAUCUCAGCUCGUCCCUCACUCAGCAUCAGAGAAUUCACACCGGCGAGAAGCCGUACGCCUUUGAGGAGGGUGGCAAAGCCUUCAACCAGAGUCUCCACCUUGUUCAGCAUCAGAGGGUUCACACCGGGGAGAAGCCCUAAAAAUGCAACAACUGUGGGAAAACCUGUACCCAGAUUUCACACCUUAUUCAACACCAGAAAGUCCACACGGCUGGCAAAUGCUUGUUGGGGAGGAUUUCCACUGGGGUUCACACCUGGCUAAACAUCAGAGACUUCACACCGUGUACAACGCCUGCAUCUGCAAUGAUUCUGAGCAACCCUCUGCCUGGAGCUCAGAGCUUGCUGAUCAUCAGAGAAUUCACGCUGACUAGAAGGCCUGGGACCAUAACAGACUGCCCGUGCCACUGCUGGGUUCAGGUCUGGCUUCAUUGGCACUAGUAACUUCCUCCCAGAGAGGAACCCUAACCUCGUGUAUUAAGAAAGUUGGUUUCUUUAUCUCUCCGAAGGAGGCCGGCGUGAUGUCUCACCAGCUGGGACAGCUUCUGCUCAUUUUAGGAGCUUCCUCCCCAUUUCUCAUCCCGACAAUGUCCCCAGAUAGUGGUACUUAGGGGUGAUCUAAAUGCAAUGCAACUUCAUCUGAGAUCUUUAAUAAGGCCUCUCUGAGCUUUUUAAAUGUAUUGAUCAUUCAUUAAAUUGGAGCCUGAAAAUUCAAGAAAAAAAAAAAAACACAGCUGGGAAGAUUAACCCUUUGGAGAAACAGUCUCAAAUAUGUGUCCCUGAACACGACUGCUAGACGAUUUUAGUUUCCUUUAUGACUUGAAGCUACAAAUUUCAUGGCAAAAUCUGCAGUUGGCUUAAACACUGACUAUUUUUCACACAUUUACAGCCAUUUUUUAUGUCCUGUUGUCCCUGUCUUUUCCAUUUCCAGAAUUUGUGUUUUACAAAGCAGUUGGCCUAUUAUGCAUCAUUUUCUGAUUUUAUUUGUGCCCAAAGGGAGCACACAUAAUAAGACCUCAUAUUUUUUAAUGUA